Messenger RNA from Grus americana (Whooping crane), 2426 nucleotides. RefSeq names its product transmembrane protein 108 (gene TMEM108). The record is from RefSeq and is a predicted model, not a curated record. Bases 644 to 2218 code for a protein of 524 amino acids. Gene Ontology annotation, biological process: dendrite extension; postsynaptic density organization; retrograde axonal transport. NCBI's taxonomy places the organism in Eukaryota, Metazoa, Chordata, Aves, Gruiformes, Gruidae. The transcript has 4 exons. Gene Ontology annotation, cellular component: axon; endosome membrane; postsynaptic density.
GGAAUAAAUGGAAGAAUUGAUGUUCCCAGCGGUGUGAAUCUGGCACUUCAUGAAAUGAUGUGCACUACGGAGGGUGGCGGGAGGCAAAUUUCACACAAUCCAAUCCCACAGCACAUGCGAGCACAGAACAGGUUAUAACCAAACAUUUGUAUAUGGGUGCGAAAGGCAGUUGUGUUAGAUUGAGUCAGACCCCUGAUAUUCACGUGGCUUUUUAAAAUGGCUGGGAUAGCUGUGUUUUCCUGUUCAUUUUUAACAUCUGGGGAUUUUCCACGUCUCAUACUCUAAAAUAAGUGACUGGAUUUUCCGAAGUUGCUAAGUAAAGGACAGCAUAUAUAACCCAGGAAGCCCUCUCAUCAGACAUCCCUUCUUGACCUAAUUUUCAGCAAGGGCUAAGCAGCUGCUCUCUCAAAAAACAGAUUGCUUAAUGGCAUCCAAGGCUGGAGGCAGCCAAAUUUAGGAUUUUGCAGCCAAAAGAAAGAGCGGACUAAGGUUCCCCAUAGUAAUGUGGACGUUCAUCUGGAGGCCUGCUGGCCAAAACAAAAAUGAAAACGUCUUUUGUUUCUACCCCUAAAGAGUAGGAUGCUUUGUAGCUUCUACAGGGAAAUCACCUGCCUAUUGCACUUUAAGGCACUCUCCUGAGUCCAUGCUGCAAGCUCCUCUCUCCCUUUGCCGCAGAGAUUCCCUGCAACCUUCCGGUUCCCACCUCGCUGCUUCCACGGCCACAGGGCCACCACAGCCCCUGCGGAUUUUCCUUUGUCUUCCUACUUUCCCAGAGAAGGCAACAAAGUUGGAUGCUAGCUCUUCUGUCCUUCUGCAGAAGAUGGAAGGCGUUCUACUGAUCCUGGCACUGACAGAAGAGCUGGUGUUUUCUGUUCAGGUACUGUCUCCCACUGUCUCCUCCUCUCAGGGCUUCCCGAUGGACACUACCACUGUCACAGCCAUGGGAACAACACCUCGCCACAAAGACCGCCACGCGGCAGAACCCCUUCCCACGUCCACUCGCGCCAUUCCCCACGCCAUCAGCCUGGCAGAGAAAGCCCCUUCCACCGGGCAAAAGCAAGCGAGUGGCCCGCGUGUCGGCGAAAAGGAAACGUAUCAUUUAUACAACCAGAGUGCUUUGUACUCGGGACAGACUCGCCCCAAGGGGAAAAUAUUCCAGGUUUUCAAAGGCAACUUUACAGAGUCCUCAGAGCCUUACCUAAAGACGACCCUGCACUCUCCCUUCCCCACCCUGAGGAGCCCUUUCACAGACCACCCGUUUCAGUCCCAGACCGCAGCGUCCAGUGAUCCGAAUGGCGCGGGGCUGGCAAGAACUACACACUCAGACCCUUCUCCCCACCGCAACGCCUCGGGAAGCCUUAGAGAAGCAGAGCGAGGGGACGGGGCCGAGCUAGUGGUGCAAGAGGCAGAUUUUGCCACCACAACUGCUGGACCAUCAACUGAUCCUGAAGCAGUGUCGGUGCCUUUUAAACACACCCGCUACGGCGUAUGGGAUAUGCUGAGCAAAAACAACUCUUGGGUAACCUUGAAUCUCAGUACAAAUGUCCCUCUGUUUGCUGGCCCUGGAUCUGCAACGGCAGCAGCGGGUCACUCGGUUCAGACCAGUUUUGACGUCAGCGUCUCCUCCCCAGCAGCGGGAGACCCCAAGGGACCCGCUCCGACGCAGCACGGCGCGGCGACCAACACGACCUUGCUGGGCAGUGCUCUCUCUGCAGCGCCCGCCACGGGGUUGUCCAGCUCCAUUUCCACGGCUGGCUCCACCGCCACCGGGAACUUCCUAAACAGACUGGUUCCUGCGGGGACCUGGAAACCUGGGGUGCAAGGAAAUAUCUCCCAUGUCACCGAAGGGGACAAACCCCAGCACAGAGCUACCAUCUGUCUCAGCAAGAUGGACAUUGCCUGGAUCAUUCUGGCUAUCAGCGUACCUAUAUCCUCAUGUUCAGUUCUGCUGACAGUCUGCUGCAUGAGAAGGAAGAAAAAGACAUCCAACCCAGAAAACAACCUGAGCUAUUGGAAUAAUGCUAUUACCAUGGACUACUUCAACAGGCAUGCUGUAGAGUUACCGAGAGAGAUCCAGUCCCUGGAGACUUCAGAGGACCACCUCUCCGAGCCGCGCUCCCCCGCCAACGGCGACUACCGCGACAGCGGGAUGGUCCUCGUGAACCCCUUCUGUCAAGAAACGCUGUUUGUAGGACAUGAGCAAGUCUCUGAAAUAUGACCCCACAGCUGCCCGCUUAUUGCAGUUUCAUCUCUACUGUCUCCAAAUUAUAAAUAAAUAUAUAUAUUAUAAAUAGAACCUUUGUGUAACCCUGAAUUACAAGAAAUGUUUUCAGCUUUUCUUUUCUCCCUCAGAAUUGUCAGCCCCUUUUUUAUAAGUGUGGUAAAACUUUACAGAACAGACUGUGGCUUUAUAAAAUAAAGGUAUU